AUGCAAAGUUCAGAGGGUUUUGCAAGGAGCUGUUUCUGCUUUUUCUCUUACUCGAGUGUUGGAAGCGGGAAAGAGAUGCAUCCUUACUCUAUGACUCUAAUCAGGCAAAUACUGAGAACUGAAGCUGCAGCAGAGGGAGAGAGAUCUGCAAUGGCUAUGGGAGAGGGAGAGGCAGUGGUGGCAUGCAGUGACCAGAGCAUGAAAAUAGGGGCGUCGAUGUGGGACUUGGAAACGGGAGAAAAACUGCUUCAUAUUCCAUCCUGUGCCUCGCCACCUUUGGGCUUCUUGUGCCUCAGAAACCGCUUCCUCGUGGCUUCACAGGUGAACAGACACGGCUCUGUUGGCGAUGGAACCAUUGCAGUUUGGUCCCUCAACAAGCCUCAACAUCCACUGUUGAACUACACGGUGGAGGCUAUUGGGGCACUUUCUUGUACGAAUGAUGGCAUAUAUCUUGUUGGAGGAGCUUUGUCUGGAAAUGCUUAUCUAUGGGAUGUGAUUAGUGGAAAAUUGCUGAAGACUUGGAAGGCUCAUAACAAAUCCUUAAACUGCAUGUUAUUUUCACAUGACAAUUCUCUUCUCAUUUCUAGUUCAGAUGAUGGAAUGAUAUGUGUUUGGGAUUUUCUCUCAGGAAAGCAUAUUCAAACUCAAGUUUAUCCUUUGGCCAUAACUUCCAUUGCCCUUCACCAAAGUGAAAGUCUUUUAUUUUGCGGAACGGAAAAAGCAACAAUAUUUGUCAACAACCUUGAUUUUGGUCGGGGCGAAGGUCCUUUUGUUGUUACUGAAGGCCAACCACUUGAAUUGAAAGGACACAAUGGAGCCAUUACUGCCUUAACCGUAUCUCGGUCAUGCCUAAUAUCUGCCUCUGAAGAUUGCUCGAUUUGCGUUUGGGAUAUCUUCAGUUGGGAAAUCCUUCGAAGGUUUAGUCUCCAAAAAGAAAGAUGUACCUACAGUCACAACCAUGCAGAUGAAAGUGGAAACAAGUAUAGAGAGUCGUGUAUGGGCAACAAACAUGACAAAGCAUGUCAUGGUGAUAAACAAACAAUUGAAGUCACAACUAUUAGACUUGAUGCAACAUAG
Sphenostylis stenocarpa is the source of this 1077-nucleotide messenger RNA. NCBI's taxonomy places the organism in Eukaryota, Viridiplantae, Streptophyta, Magnoliopsida, Fabales, Fabaceae. The record is from the annotation of a GenBank genome assembly.